Ochotona princeps (American pika) is the source of this 3210-nucleotide messenger RNA. RefSeq names its product interactor of little elongation complex ELL subunit 2 (gene ICE2). The transcript has 16 exons. Bases 221 to 3157 code for a protein of 978 amino acids. Gene Ontology annotation, biological process: snRNA transcription by RNA polymerase III; positive regulation of transcription by RNA polymerase III; snRNA transcription by RNA polymerase II. The record is from RefSeq and is a predicted model, not a curated record. Gene Ontology annotation, cellular component: transcription elongation factor complex. NCBI's taxonomy places the organism in Eukaryota, Metazoa, Chordata, Mammalia, Lagomorpha, Ochotonidae.
GACGCGCGCGACUGUGAGAGGAGUGGAGGAGCGUGUGUGGGCGUCGGGAGGGCGGCCGAGGUCUGAGGCGCCGGGGGCAGGAGGUGGGCCGAGAGGCUGCCUUGUCAGGGAGAGGCGGACGGGACGGCGCUGCCCGUGGAGUGUGUGUGGUUCCUGAGGGACCCUGUUUCUUGGCUGUUGACUGACGUGUGGGAUACAAGCGAAGCUGAAAUCUAGAAAGAUGAGCUCCAGCAUGGCCACAGGUGAACCAGUGCUGAACUGGGAUGAUUCACCCAAAAACGGCCUUAAGACAUUUUUCUCUCGGGAAAAUUAUAAAGAGCAUUCGAUGGCUCCAAGUUUGAAGGAACUGCGUGUUUUGUCUAGCAGACGUGUAGGAGAAAAUUUGAAUGCCUCAGCAAGUUCUGUAGAAAAUGAGCCGGCAGUUAGUUCAGCAACUCAAGCAAAGGAAAAAGUUAAAACCACAGUUGGAAUGGUUCUUCUUCCAAAACCAAGAGUGCCUUAUCCUCGUUUCUCUCGUUUCUCACAGAGAGAGCAGAGGACUUAUGUGGACUUGUUGGUUAAAUACGCAAAUAUUCCAAAUUCUAAAGCUGUUGGAAUAAAUAAAAGUGACUACUUGCAGUACUUGGAUAUGAAAAAACAUGUGAAUGAAGAAGUUACUGAAUUCCUAAAGUUUUUGCAGAAUUCCGCAAAGAAGUGUGCCCAAGAUUAUAACAUGCUUUCUGAUGAUGCGCGCCACUUUACUGAGCAAAUUUUAAGAGCUUGUAUUGAACAAGUGAAAAAGUAUCCGGAGUUUUACACCCUUUAUGAAGUCACCAGCUUGAUGGGAUUCUUCCCAUUCAGUACAGAGAUGGGCUUGAAGUUAGAAAAAACUCUACUUGUGUUGGGCAAUGUAAAAUUUGUGAAAACAGUAUUUCCUUCAAUGCCUGCAAAGUUGCAACUCUCAAAAGAUGAUCCUACAAUUGAAACACCAGAAAAAACAGCGGAAGCUAUGCAUUAUGAUAUCAGUAAUGAUCCAAAUGCAGAGAAACUUGUCGCAAGAUACCAACCUCAUAUAGCUCUAACAAGUCAAUCAUUGUUUACUUUAUUAAAUAAUCAUGGACCAGACUACAAGGAGCAGUGGGAAAUUCCAGUGUGUAUUCAACUAAUACCUGUUGCAGGGUCAAAACCUGUUAAAAUAAUUUAUAUCAAUUCACCACUUCCCCGGAAAAAAAUGACAAUGAGAGAGAGAAAUCAAAUGUUCCAUGAAGUUCCAUUAAAAUGCAUGAUGGCCAAAGCCACAUCUGUUCCAGUCUCUGCAGUGUUUAUGGACAGACCUGAAGAGAGUGCAUCUGAAAUAGACAUGUCCAGUGAAGUUAAUGAUUGCCGGAAAAUUGAGUCUCUUGAAAAUUUGGAUCUGGGUUUUGAUGAUGAUGUUACAGAACUUGAAACUUUUGGAGUAACCACCAGCAAAUCAUCCAAAUCACCAAGUCCAGCAAAUAAUUCUACAGAGCUCAACAGGUCAGAUACUCCCGCAGCCCCCAAAGUAGCAGCCACACCUGUGACGCCAACUGUACCAGAUGUCGCAGCUAAUUCCAGAAGUUUGUCUCAGAUUCUGAUGGAACAACUGCAGAAGGAGAAACAGCUGGUCACUGGUGUGCAUGAGGGCCCAGAGGAAUGCAGAAGUAAAGAUGAUCUGGAAUUGGCAGCAUGUGGUAAAAAUAUAUCAAAGUCUGACAGGUCUUUGAUGAAAGAGAGUGACUUGAAAACAUCUGAAGCUGUGCAACUGGAAUGUCUUAAGGAAACUGAAAGCUCUAAUAAAAAUGAUGCAGCUAGAGAUGAGAUGCAUGCUGACAGCAAGAAACUACAUGUUCAGCAGAGUGCAGAUGCUUUAAAGGAUAAGACAUCAGAGGCAGACAAAACUGGAAGUGAAAAUCUGUCCAGUAGUGAUACCGAUGAGGACUGCUUAAUCAUUGAUACAGAGUGUGAGAAUACCAGCACUGGAAAGAUGGCAGCUGCGGAUUCUAAUUUAAGUACCAGACCAGCUAGCCCAAAUUCUUCCUCAGUACCAGCUGCUGUGGCAUGCCAGACUAGUACUACCUGUGCUCCUGAGGAGUCCUGUAUUUUGAAAAAGCCCAUCAAACGGGUAUAUAAAAAAUUUGAUCCAGUUGGAGAGAUUUUAAAAAUGCAGGAUGAGCUCUUAAAGCCAAUUUCUAAAAAGGUACCUGAGAUGCCGUUAAUGAAUUUAGAAAAUUCUAAACAGUUUGUUCCUGAGCAAUCUUCAGCUCCUCUAGAUGCCUGUAGUUGGCCAAAAUCUGGGUGGACUUCUGCGUUUCAGAAACCAAAAGGACGGUUGCCAUAUGAACUUCAGGACUAUGUUGAAGAUACGUCGGAAUAUACGGCUCCCCAGGAAGGAAAUUUUGUUUAUAAGUUAUUUAGUCUGCAAGACCUGUUAUUACUCGUGCGUUGCAGUGUCCAGAGGAUAGAGACAAGACCACGUUCUAAAAAAUGGAAGAAAAUCAGAAGACAAUCUCCAGUUUAUGUGCUCCCAAAGGUAGAAUAUCAAGGUUGUUAUGGAGUUGAAGCUCUGACUGAAAGUGAACUUUGUCGCUUAUGGACUGAAAGUUUAUUGCAUUCAAACAGCUCAUUUUACGUUGGACACAUUGAUGCAUUUACUUCAAAACUUUUCCUGCUAGAAGAAAUUUCCUCAGAAGAAUUAAAAGAAAAGCUAUCAGCACUCAAGAUUUCAAGUUUACUUAACAUUCUGCAGCACAUUCUGAAGAAAUUAAGCAGCUUGCAGGAGGGUUCCUACUUGUUGUCGCAUGCCGCAGAAGAUUCUUCACUCCUGAUCUACAAGGCUUCUGAUGGAACAUUUACAAGGACAGCAUACAAUUUGCAUAAAACACAUUGUGACCUCCCUGGUGUACCUUCCAGUCUCUCAGUUCCCUGGGUCCCGUUAGAUCCCAGUCUCCUAUUACCUUAUCAUAUCCACCAUGGAAGAAUACCUUGUACCUUUCCACCUAAAUCGCUGGGCCCCACCAUGCCAUCAAAGAUUGGAGUAACAAGAAUGCCUUCCCGGGGCCGCAGGAAUCCAGUUUCCAUGGAAACCAAAAGCAGCUGUUUGCCUGCUCAGCAAAUUGAAAGUGAAGGAGUGGCUCCCAGUAAAAGAAAAAUAACUUGAGGAUGAAGAUGAAAAUUUAAAAACCAGUUGUAACAAUGCUUAAUUUUGAAAAG